This is a messenger RNA of Contarinia nasturtii (swede midge), 1428 nucleotides long. Its product is annotated as sin3 histone deacetylase corepressor complex component SDS3. The record is from RefSeq and is a predicted model, not a curated record. Lineage: Eukaryota; Metazoa; Arthropoda; Insecta; Diptera; Cecidomyiidae. Gene Ontology annotation, cellular component: Sin3-type complex. Gene Ontology annotation, molecular function: histone deacetylase binding. The coding region runs from base 246 to 1268 and encodes 340 amino acids. The transcript has 4 exons. Gene Ontology annotation, biological process: negative regulation of transcription by RNA polymerase II.
AAUAGAUUGAAUGAGAAAGAUGGCGACUGUACAUCUGACAGAGUUUACUAUACAUAAAUUGUCGCCAGUGAUUGCCUCAGUAAUGCUUGAAACUAGUUUGUGUACUGUGCAUUUAUUUAACAUUUUCAAUAAUUGCUUUGAAAUAAUACCAACGUUCCAUUGAAAAUUAAAUGGAUUUCAGAUUUUUAUUUCGCAAACGACGCCGUAUUUAUUAAAUUUUUAAGUGAGAAAUUUUACUGAAAACAAUGGCUUACGUUGGAAUUAGUCAAUAUAAUCACAAUCAACAGAUUGAUGAAUAUGAAUACGACGAUACGGAGAAUUUUUAUGACGACGAAGUAAAUUUUGGAAAUUAUCUUGAUGUAGACGAUAGCGAAGAUACUGAGGAAGCUAGUGAAUCCGAAUACGGUCACACGAGCAGAAAUCCAAAUGAACCACUUGAAAUUAAAGAAUUAAUGUACCAAGAUAAAUUAUCAAAUUUAAAGAAACAAUUAGAGCAAUUGAAGAAUGAUGUCCAUCCAGAAUAUAUACGACGCUAUCGUAAGCUAGAAAGUCAGUACAAAGAGCGUUUACGUUUGAAUGAAGUUUAUCGUGAUUUUUCGAUUGAAUGUGUUGAACGUGAUUUUAUAACAGAGAAAAAAGCGGCACUCAAAGAAUUUGACGAGAAACGUGCCGAUCUCAAAGAGAAUCUUAUUGCCGAAUUUGAAGAUAAACGUAAGCAAAUUGAAGCUGAGCGCCAUUCAAUGGAAUUAACCGGUGAUUCGACUGAAACAAAACCAACUGUAACGAGAAAACUUCGACGCCGACCAAACGAUCCAAUUCCAGCUGUUGCGGAAAAGCGACGAAAACCAACUGUAAGCCAACUCGUAUUACUAUUGGACGAUAAAGAGAUUGAGAAUGACCUAAAAUUAAUAAGUCGAGGCAAACAAAUGACAACAACACCAAUUCGAUCACCAUCCGUAAAUAGUAAUGGUUUAUCAGCGUUGAAUGCAAGUCUGGGCAUUGCCAGUUGCUCAUUACCACCCACCGAAAAUUAUUCGUUGAUUGAAACGAAAAUUGAGGAUGGUAAAUUAUUGUUCGAACGACGAUGGUAUCAUAGGGGGCAACCAGUUUACAUUGAAGGAAAAGAUAUAGCCAAAUUUGCUGCUACCAUUUCAGCAAUCGGCAAUGAAGUUGUUUGGGUGAAAAAAUUAAACGAUAACAACAAAGUGAAAAUUCCAACAAGCCAUUUAUCGCGUGGAAAAAUAACGAUAAAACGAAGGGCCAAUUAAUAGUAGAAAAUCUCCUUUUAUACAUUCUGUCAUGCGUUAGUGAAUAGAUUUUAAUUAUAAAUUGCAUUCAUAUAUUGAUAUUACGUUGUAGAUUUAAUGGAUUUUACAUUUCAAACCAAGUUUUAAUAAAAGAAAACUAAUGGAAAACGACUACUAAGAA